AUGUCUUAUCCCGACCUCACGCCGACUCUCACCCCUCAAAAGCCCUUACCCGGUGCUUAUUUCCAGACUCCUGCACCCACCGUUGCGGCGGCGGCGCCUAGUUUCUCGCCAAAGCCUGUCGCGGCCCCCGCGGAGCAACAACCAGCUUCACCGGUUGCGCUUCCCAGACUCCCCCCAGCCACGUUCAAGCCCAAGACCCAGGCGUUGAGCACAGAGGAGCGUGCUGCAGGAACAGUGAACGACACUCUUGCUCAAGAGGCCCGUUAUCCUGAUCUGGAUAGCUAUUUGUCCCGUAUCUCGUCUGACUACGAUAUACCCGCGUCACAAUCAUGGGCUCCCUUUCAGAAAGUGAAGAUGUACAACAUCCCCGAUCAGAUCUUCGACCAAUACAACCGAGCGCAGGUGUCGACAAGCAUGGGACUCUUCGCUGAGUUGAACCACGCCUGGGUUGCCAUUGACAAUGCACUUUACAUCUGGGAUUAUACACAUCCUAACCCUCAGUUAGUUGGGUUUGAAGACCAACCGAACAGCAUCAACACGGUUAAGCUGGCGAAACCCCGAGCUGGUGUGUUCUUGCCUUCAAUCACGCACAUCCUCGUAGUAUCGACAACGGCAGACGUCAUUUUGCUUGGUAUGGGCUGUGAGACUACGGCUGGAGGCGCGCGGCAAGUCACAUUAUACCAGACGGGCAUGUCAACAUCGAUUCGUGGCUUGGAUAUUCAUGUCAUCGCCUCCUCGGACUCGACCGGUCGCGUCUUCUUCGGUGGCACUUCGGACAAUGAUGUUUAUGAACUCGUCUAUCAGCAGGAGGAGAAAUGGUUCCAAGGCCGUUGUUCGAAGGUCAACCACACUAGCUCUCGUCUAUCCGCAUUCACGCCGAGCCUGAGUUUCACCCAAAAAUCGUUCGAAAAUGUGGAGCAAAUGGAAAUCGACGACACAAGAAAGCUACUGUACACGCUAUCAUCAUCCUCCACCAUUCGCGUCUUCCACAUGAAGCCAGACGGCAGCCUUGCUUUGGUGAUCACGAAGCCAGCCCUCGACAUCUAUGCCAACAUCGGACACAUCAUCGCGUCUAAUGAGACCCUGAAUCCCAAAGUUCCCAUCGUUUCCAUCAGUCCCAUCCCAGCCGCCGAGGCCUCUAGGUACCAUUUGAUGGCCACAACUGCAACAGGCUAUCGCAUUUAUCUUAGCGCCACCGGCUCCUUCACCUGGUCUUCUGCACCGAACGGCACCAACGCACCUACAAGUAUGCAGGCCCAUCAUGUCAAGACGCCGCCGUAUGACGGCGCUUCCGCUGCUCAACUCCCCCCGAGCCUUCAGAAUCAACCGCGUUUCCAAACCACAGUAACGGCCAGGGUGCCGAUCAACACCCUGCAGCCUACCAGAUUUACUGUUCGUUACCCUCCAGGUUAUUUUCUGUGUUUCACAUGUAAGGACUCCACAAACAAGUCAGACACCCUUUUCAUUUCGGCCCCCGAUUCUGGGCGCGUUGCUCGCUCUCAGGAAAGCGUAAUUCCUGGAAAGGCUGGUGAAACUGCUGUCUGGCUCUCUUUGGGUAGCAGGGCUGAAGACGUGGGUCUCUGCUCUCCCACUACCCCAGCCACGAGCACUCCUGGAGGAUUCGGAAAUGAAUUGGCUGUGCAGUUCGAUAACCCGGCGGCUGAAAUCGCCAUUCUGACGAACACUGGCAUCCACGUUAUUCGGAGAAGGCGUCUUGUUGAUGUCUUCGCGGCGUUGGUGCGUAGUGGUGGUACUGGCGACGAAGGAUUGGAGGGAGAAGUUAAGAACUUCAUUCGCACCUAUGGCCGCAGCGAAACGCUUGCCACUGCUCUUGCAGUCGCUUGUGGUCAGGGUGUUGAGAUCUCGUCUGACUCACGACUAACACAGAUUAAUGACCCCGAUGUCCUGGAGUUUGCGCGCAAGGUCUUCAUCGAGUACGGUGGCCGACCGACCAUGAAUGAGAAUGCCGUCGCUGAUAGCACUACGCUCGCUAUUGACGCAGUUGUUCCGUCCCCGCGUCAUGCAGGCAUUGCUCUCUACAUCUCCAGGCUGCUGCGGUCGAUCUGGAAGAAGGAGAUUGCAAAGGUUGGCAUUGCUCCCAAUGGUGCUCAGACAGUCGCAUCUUCCGUUUCUGCUUCCAAACUGCAGGCCGUGCAAAGGGAUCUUUUGGCUCUGCAGGAGUUUUUUAAAUCCAACAAGAGCUUCAUCGAGGGGUUAAGCGGCCCCGAGGCUUUGACGCGGGUAUCCACGAAGCAGGAGGAAACUGCAUUGCAGGCGGAGCACCGCGCCCUUCAUUCUCUGGUCCAACUUGUAUCCCACACCAUCGAGGGUAUCUCGUUCGUUCUGGUUCUCUUCGACGAGCGAGUGGACGAAAUUGUGGCAUCUCUGCCGGCAGAGUCGAAGGAACGCUUCCUGAAGCUUACCUUCGAGGAGCUCUUCAGUACCAACAAGGGUCAUGACAUGGCCAAGGAGCUCGUGAAGGGAAUCGUCAACCGCAACAUCGCAAAGGGUUCUAAUGUGGAAACGGUGGCCGACGCCCUCCGACGCCGUUGUGGCAGCUUCUGCAGCGCUGAAGAUGUAGUGAUCUUCAAGGCCCAGGAGCUUCUGAAGAGAGCUACCGAAGCCGGUUACAACUCGGAACUUGGUCGCAAUCUGCUCAAUGAGAGUCUCCACCUGUUCCAGCAGGUCUCUGACAACUUGCCUAUGGAUUACCUGAUUUCCGCGGUGGAAAGCUACAUUUUUAACCAAUUUUUUGCCGGUGCGAUUCAGCUCGCUCUAAACGUGGCUGCUCGUUCAGACAAGGCCAACAUGGCACUUUCAUGGAUCGUCGAUGGACGGCCAGAGGAGGACACCCGCAAGGACUAUUUCUACUACCGCAAGCAAUGUUAUGACCUUAUCUUCAAGGUUAUUCUCGCCGUUGACAGCCUCGCUGCUCACGAUCCCGGCCGCAAGAAUGAGGCAUAUGGUGUCGUUUCCGACUCGACGGAUGAGGUGUUUUUGACGAGUUUGUACGAUUGGUAUUUGGAGCAAGGCUGGAGCGAUCGUCUGCUGCAGACCAACUCGUCUUUCGUUGUCACCUACCUUGAGCGCAAAUCAGCAGACGACCUUGCUCACGCGGAUCUACUUUGGCGGUACUUUGCUCAGUCGCAGCGAUUCUUUGAGGCAGCCAAGGUGCAAUUGGAUCUGGCUCAGAGCGCGUUCACCCUCCCCCUCAGUCGUCGCAUCGAGUACUUGGGCCGAGCCAGGGCCAACGCCUCCACAUUUACGCCCGACACUAGCCGGCAAGCCCGACAGCGACUGGUGCAGGAAACUUCCAACCUUAUUGACAUUGCAAACAUCCAGGACGAUCUCCUGCAACGCCUAAAGGACGACAGGCGCAUCGCGCCGGAACGCCGGGCGGAAGUUCUCAAGGAUGUGGACGGACCCAUCAAGGACAUUAGCACUCUGUUCAACCAAUACGCCGACCCUGCCAGCUACUAUGACAUCUGUCUCCAGAUAUUCUUCCUGGCCGACCACCGUAACCCAGCCGACAUCCGAGCGACCUGGCAACACCUCCUACAAGACCUGCACGAUGAGGUCCUCGAACGGGGUGAGCCCAUCCCCUACGAGGCCGUAAUCGACAAAGUCCGCAGUUUGGGCAGCCGUCUGCGCAUGUCCGAGUCUGUGUUCCCAAUUCCCAGUCUCCUACCCAUGCUCGAGCGCUAUGCCCUGGAACACCAGCGUGGUGUCGGCCCUGCUACUUGGGUCAUUGACCUCUUCCUCGAUCUUGGCGUUGCCCACGAGACUCUCUACGCCGUCCUCGAAUCCAUGUACUACACCGACGAAGCUCCCUUCCAAGGUUCCAACAAGAAGUACAUUGCCAAGGAUCUCCUCUACCUGAUUGAGCACUGGUUCCACGACACGGUCCGUCUCGGCGGCGUCGUCUUCGGAAGCGACCUCGUCGCUGAGCGCAUCCUCGAAACCCUCCUUCUCCUCCAGCAGGGAGGUAUCACUCCAGAGCAAGUCCAGCUGGCGCAAGAAUUGCGGACGAGAAUCGAUGAUAUCCUGCGGUGA
Aspergillus niger is the source of this 4053-nucleotide messenger RNA. RefSeq lists its product as uncharacterized. Gene Ontology annotation, cellular component: nuclear pore; nuclear pore inner ring. The record is from RefSeq and is a predicted model, not a curated record. Gene Ontology annotation, biological process: protein import into nucleus; transcription-dependent tethering of RNA polymerase II gene DNA at nuclear periphery; protein localization to nuclear inner membrane. Gene Ontology annotation, molecular function: structural constituent of nuclear pore. The transcript is spliced from 6 exons. NCBI's taxonomy places the organism in Eukaryota, Fungi, Ascomycota, Eurotiomycetes, Eurotiales, Aspergillaceae. The coding region runs from base 1 to 4053 and encodes 1350 amino acids.